UUUUUAAAUGUCUGGGAGAAAGGAAAUAAAGCACUGGAGUGAUAGGACUUUGAUGUGUAAAGAAGUUAAUGUCGAAAGAAGUUAAUUAUCUAAAUCAUCAAACAAAAUGGAUGAAUAAUACUGCAGCCAGCCCAAUGUCUACUGCCACUUCAAGUAGUGGAAGAAGUACAGGAAAGUCUGCAAGCUUUGCCUCAGAAUUGCAGAGUAUGAUGUUUUCUUUAGGUGAUUCUAGGAAGCCUCUUUAUGAAACAGCAGUUUUGGUAGAAGAUGUGGUACACACUCAGUUAAUUAAUCUGUUACACCAAGCUGCUGAAGUUUCUCAGCUCCGGGGAGCAAGGGUAAUAUCUCCUGAAGAUCUUCUGUUUUUGAUGCGCAAAGAUAAGAAAAAACUUAGAAGACUGUUAAAAUACAUGUUUUUCCGAGACUACAAAUCAAAGAUUGUCAAAGGCAUAGACGAGGAUGAUCUUCUUGAAGACAAAUUGAGUGGCAGUAAUAAUGCAAACAAAAGACAGAAAACCGCACAGGACUUUCUCAACUCUAUUGACCAAACGGGAGAACUCUUGGCGAUGCUUGAAGAUGAUGAAAUUGAUGAAGUUAAACAAGAAAGAAUGGAGAGAGCAGAAAGACAAACUCGAAUUAUGGAUUCAGCCCAAUAUGCAGAAUUCUGUGAAAGUCGACAAUUGAGUUUCUCUAAAAAAGCCUCCAAAUUUCGAGACUGGUUGGACUGUAGCAGUAUGGAGAUAAAACCCAAUGUUAUCGCUAUGGAAAUUUUGGCAUAUUUAGCGUAUGAAACUGUGGCACAGUUGGUGGAUCUGGCUCUACUUGUGAGGCAGGACAUGGGAACCAAGGCAGGAGACCCGUUCGGCCACGCCAUUUCGGCCGCCUUCAUUCAGUAUCACAGCUCUGCUGAGCUCCAUCCUCUGGACCACAGCAUGCAGGGAAAGCCACAGCAGGAUCCCUCGGGAAUGGGAAUGUUGGACAAGACUCAGCAAAAACCAGGCAAAGGAAAAGAAAAAAGAGCACUGCGGCCUGUGGUGUUGAGGCUCACAGCGAUGCCAUCCAGCCCUGCCACAUCAGAGAGGCCAUUCGGCGCUACGGCCACAAGAUUGGCCCCCUUUCCCCAUUCACAAGUGCCUACCGCAGGAACGGGAUGGCUUUUCUGGCCUGCUGACGUGGCUGGGGCUGGACCGCGGGAAAGGCAAUGCUCCGGGAAGGUGAUGUCUGUUCCCCCGUGUGGACAAAGUAAAGACACGCUGACCUUCUCUGCACCCUCAGGAGUGGGCCGGUUUGUUGUGACUGUUGAGGGGCUGACUCCAGCCCUUCCCCAGCCCCCUCAGCGCCUAGUCUUGUUUACUGGAUGGGCCGUUGGCUAAUUAAUGGCAGGAUGUUUGGGAGAGUGUGUAGGUGGACAAGAAUGCGGAUCACACAAUUUUGAAAUUUUAAUUUGGAAUGGAUUUACUGCCCUCAGCUCACAUAUCUUAAAAGCAGUGUCUUUUUUUUUUUCAGUGUUUAGUCUAUGUUUUACUUGAUGCAUUUAGUAAUCCAAGUUUGGGACAAAGGAAACAAAAUUAAAAGGACAGUCAGCUUUCCCCUUGCACUUUACUUUCCAACUUUGUUGACUACAUCCACGGGGACUUGAGAGACAAAUGUCUAUUUUAUAAACUCACAGGAAUCGAAGAUCGAGGGGACCUGAUGAACUCUGUUCCCGUCCUCGCCUCCCUGCUCCCACUUACAGUGUAUGUCAUGUUCGUGCCUUCCUCCCAGCUCUCUGCAUGUCUGCCUGGUGUGUGUUUUUCCGCAUCCAGACCCUCUCCCCAUCGUCAGCUCUCUGCUUCCCUGUCCCCGUCGUCCCAGGCCGCCGCUCUCACACACACCCUCCCCUUCAGUAGCAGGGUGGUCAGAGUCUUAGCAGGGGAGCGAGGAGGUGCUCUCCCAGCACCGCCACCCUGAGGCUGCGCAUGUGGACAGGAACUGCCGGUAGCAGCUGAGCUACCCUCUGGCAUCUAUACUUUCUCCAGUAAGCGAGGAACUGGCACCCUCGGGAACAAAUCAAAAUAGAGCAGACGUAAUUGUCCGGUUCCUGAUUAGACUUGAAUUGCAAAAGAACACAGGAAGUUAUUCCUUUAAAUUCGUAGGAGUUUGUGUAAUUUUACUUUUAUCAUGGCUUUUACUCACACUGAGACAGCCUUUGUAAAGAAUUAAUAGGAACAGAAAUGGGAAACAUGGAAAGUUUUGUCUGGUGACCAAAAUCAUUGUGCAGCCCAGUGAACAUGAUGGGGCCACGUUGUUCCCGUGUGUUAACUAUCACUUACCUGCUCUGUGUUAGUCCUUCUGGAAAAAAUCUUUAUGUCAAGGACAGAAAGUGCAGAUAUAUAAUAUCAGACAUUUCCAAAGGGUUUUGAUGUUCCAUCUGUGUUGUUAAAAUGUAUGAUUAAACUUUUCUUUUUAUCAUCA
Molecule: messenger RNA, 2454 nt
Organism: Myotis myotis
Lineage: Eukaryota; Metazoa; Chordata; Mammalia; Chiroptera; Vespertilionidae
Gene: SUPT3H
Product: SPT3 homolog, SAGA and STAGA complex component
Exons: 12
Coding region: 69-1373 (434 amino acids)
Biological process (GO): transcription by RNA polymerase II
Molecular function (GO): protein heterodimerization activity; transcription coactivator activity
Source: RefSeq, a predicted model, not a curated record